Messenger RNA from Tachysurus vachellii, 1341 nucleotides. RefSeq lists its product as uncharacterized. Bases 1 to 1284 code for a protein of 427 amino acids. Lineage: Eukaryota; Metazoa; Chordata; Actinopteri; Siluriformes; Bagridae. The record is from RefSeq and is a predicted model, not a curated record. The transcript has 4 exons.
AUGCAUCUCUCCCGGCUGUUGUUGCUGCUCGCACACCCUCCGCUCCCGCUGCUUGUCUUGAAUCUUUUUCAUCUCCUCGGCGUAUUUACAGAACGUGCUUCCGAACUUGGCCCACACUUUGUAGGGCACCGUGAUCGAGUUGCGGUACGUGGGCUUCACCUCGCUCACGCGCAUGAAAACGCCGUACUUGUUGGAGCCCACGUCGAAGAAGAAGCGCUUGUUGUCCACAGUGAGCGACGUGCCUUCAGGCAGCUCGGCAGGUUCAUCCUCCACGCCGUAGUCAUCGAUAAGUUUGGCGAGCGCGUCGCGGAACUCAAUGAGACCCUGCGCCGGCAGUGCGAUGGUCUGGCCCUGCGCCGAGCCCAAGCCAGGCCCCCGGUUUACCGUCUGUCGGAUCCGCAGGAAGCGGCCGCGCUGGUUCUCCUUCAGAUCCAUGUAAUACUUCCGAUUCUCGCGCACCAGGAACUCGCUCUUGAGUGCUCGCCUCGGCUCGUCUUGCACCGCGUCCGGGUUGCUGGGCCCCAACUGCGCGUAGUGCUCGAUAAAGUCCCCGAGGAAGCGGCCUUUCGCGUUUUGCUUUACGUCCAGGUAGAAGCGCUUGUUCUGGAUAUCGACGCGCUUGGACGCGAGCUCCUGUGUGUCGUGCUGCAGGCCGGAAGCCGAGCCCGCCCCUCCUGCCACCGCGUGCAUGGAGCUCAGAGCCGGGCCCGUAGCCGCUCCUCCCUGCUCACUUCCACUGUCUCUGUCCGCCAUGAUGCCUGCCUGCCUUCUCCCUCCGUCUGCUGCAACCUCACAGCCAGCCAGCCAGCCACGCGGCCGCUCUCGCGAGAUUUCUGCAAAGAGACAGACAGUAAUCGCUUUAUCCCAGCCAUGUUGGAUCCGGAGAGUAUCUGGCAAUACUGGCCGCGAGGCGGGAAUGCACCCUGGAUGCGACCUACACGUUUCCAUAAACCCGUUCACUUCGCCAAUUCACCUACCGACGUUUUUUGGAAAUGGAAGAAAACCGGAGGAAUCCCAGAAAAACACGGGGAGAACAUGCGACACAGAUCAGACUGUCGUCCCUGGAGCUGUGAGGUGGCAACCAGCUCCACCACCAUGCUGCACAUCUGCAGCAAGUGCGUUUUACAGGAAGGAGGGAAAGAGACGCAAAAAAGCAAGCUGCGAAGGCCUACCGUGAACACUAGCGCGUCUCCCUUUCGCCGCUCCAAAGAUGGAACGAAAGAGCGAGUCGUGGCAUGGAGACGGAUGCACGCGAAUCUUGCACGCCGUACGCCGGCUGUCUGAUGUCAGCACGCUGCCGGGAAGAGAGAGAAAAAAAAUACGUGCGCCUCCUGGCGUCUG